AUGUCGCUUUACAACCCCACCACUAUCCUGGUGGCAUUACUGCUACUGUACAUCUCCUCCUUUAUCCUCUUCGCCUUCGUACGUGUUGCCACCGGAAUUUCCAUUCAACGAAUCGGUUACUUUUCUCUGCGCCGAAUUUCAUACGCACCACGAGAUGGCGUCCAGAUCGACAUCAGGGGCUUGGGACUCUCUUUACAUCGACCCUCGUUCUCCCAGCCGACGUGGGUGCGACUCCGUUUGACCGAUCUCAAAGUCACCAUCGAUUCAAAACAAUUGAAAAAUAAUAGAAACGACGGCACCCAUGCAAGUAACUCCUCAUCCUCGUCCGCCGCGGCGUCUCAGAAUAAUUCUCCGGAGGUUCCGCAACAUGCGACUUUUGGCGCACCGAAAAGCUCUAAACGGAGCGAGACUUGGAAACGGCUUACGAGGUUGAAGGAACGGAUCAAACGGUUGCAUAGUUAUAUACACUGGCUAGCUAUGAUUGACGUCCACGCCGCCAACACAACCCUGUCCUUUGUCGAUGCUGGUUAUAUACAAGUUGGAUCCUUGACGUUGGCGGUUGAUACUCGGAGAAAUAUGGUGGACCGCGGUCGAUUAUUUCGUCAUAAGAAAGAGCAUUCGCAGGAAUCGAGCCCGGCCGAAUGGAUUAUGAAUGUUAGGAAUAUCUUGCUUGCGGUCGACGGACGAGAGCCGUUGGAGUUGUUGGAUAAUUUCCAGGUGAAUAUCCAUGGUCACCUCUAUCGUGACCUCGAGGGACUUAGGGACACGUCCGUUGCCGUCAAGAUUGGUCGACUGCACUUCCCCUACGACGAUCUAAUGACACUCAGCCAGCGGAUUCGUCUAAGUCGGAAGUCGCAUUCAAGACAAGAUACAUUCAGCGAAACCGAGGAUGAAAUAUCAUUCGCCGAUUUCGUGGAAGAACUGGAUAAGCCUGGAUCAAGGGAGGAAGCCAUUGUACAGACCGUUGCUGACUCAAAGGAAUUUGUCAGUUCGAUAUUACGAGGAAUCGAAGAAAUCCAGGUUGCGCUGAGCUUCUUCCGGAUUUCAAGGUCGUUCCAACCGUCUUUGAAAGAGCAGAAAGAAAUGCAGCUAAAUCUGGUCACCCAUGAAAUCGGUAUCGAUCUUCAUCGCAUGGACCCGAACUCUCCGGCUCAUCGAAUGUACUUUCAACAACGCGAUGUGGCCCAUCAAGCUUUACUAGCUGCCAUAUCGGUAUCUGUGAGCAUGGAAGAUGGUUCCGGGACAGCGGAUAGGCUUCUCUACAUACCCAUGGCUACAACAACUAUCAAGACAACUCUGCCUUCGAAAACUGUGAGCUUCUCGGACAAACACGAUGCCUCAGAGCGCAACAGCAAUGUAUUAUUUGCCAACUUCGUCAUAACAUCUCCUUCCCUAGAUAUGGAGCCUCGCCAUGUCUCCCAAGUCCUUCGACUAGCAGAAGCGAAGAAAUCAUCUCCCCGACGCAAGAAGCGAGACAAUCACCGUAUCAUAUCGCGCUUGCUCCCUAAAGCUAAAAUCAACUUCUCGGUGCAGGAACCGGUCGUACGUUUCGUGCUCCCCAUACCCAAAGAAGCUCCCGUCGACGGCGGCGAUUACAACCUCCUUAUAUCAUCCAUCUCAUCCGUGUCGCUGGACAUUGAAUCUUUUCAUUCCGCCGAAGCUGGCUUUCAUUAUUCCCUCUCAUCAACAUACCGUGUUGCUUCGCACCAGCUUUAUUAUCAGACACCUGCCGGAAUCAAACACAACUUGCUACAGACACAGGACAUGGAACUGCGUGUGCAUUUGAACGCAACUCCUGAAGUCUGCGUCUUUGUGUCGGGAAGUCUCAACUCCUUCUCGGUCCAUAUGGUAAAUCCGGACGUCAAUCGGGGCAUCAAACAAGUCAUUGAACAGAUUCGGGCUCAAAUGAAGCCGAGGAAUCGCAUGUCAACUUCAAACACGGAGCAGAAGUCCAGUUUCCUGCGCCGUCUUCCCCCCUGGCUGAUGCGAGUACAGUUUGAGGCCAACGAAUUGACUUUCGAGGUUGCUGGUCCCCCUCCUGGUUCAUCAAAGACAAAUCGCGGAGUCGCCCUCCAUCUGGAUUCUUGGACCGCAGACUACCGGGCUCAGAAGCUUGAGCUUACUAGAUCCUCUACCCGAAGGCGAACGUCUAGUCAUUCUCACACUGCUACUCUUGGAGAUGAUCCUCCGUUCCGUUUCCCUCCCACUUCGCCUCCACGAAGGACCGGCAAUGGACAUGCCGAUGGACGAAGGCUAGCUAUACACAUUCGAGGAUUGGAAGGCUUUGUAAUUGAAUCCGAGGAUUACAUGGAGCCGGAGUCUUUCCUUUCGCUACCUCGGUGCGAAGUUGCAUUGACUACUCACAGUGACCUUCAAGGUCCCAUUUUCCACAUCAACUCUAGUGUCAAGGCUAUUUUCCUUGAAUUCUCCCUGUAUCGGACCUAUUCACUGGGAGUGGCGGUGAAUGUCCUCUCAGAAACAUUCAUGCAAUCUCCUGCUACGACACCCUAUACUUCUCAAUCUAUGGAUUUCUCGGCUUCGAUACCUCCACCACCACGAUCACUGUCGCAGCGCUCAGAGCUUACCACAGUUGACGUUCGUGUUGGACUUGUACGAGUUAAAGGUAUCAUGCCUAAUGACCCACGUUUGAUGUUGCAGCUAUAUACUGUGGCAGCCGGCAGUCAUCGUUGGUCAGCUCCUUUCUUCAGAUGCCAGCUUGCUCGUUUACAUGUUGCGGCGCCCAAAGUUCAGAAUGUGUGGGCACGAAUACUCUCGAUGAAUACUGUCCGAGUCGAUUUGCGAGAAUCCAAACGUCGGCACGGCGAGGAACUGCGAGACGAACGUUCUGUUGAUGUUUCGGCAGACUGGAUCCGGAUUGGUGUUCCGCAUCACUUGAUUAUGCACCGGGUUUUCGACAAUUUCACCGUGACUUUCAAGGCGUUAAAGACCUUAUAUCAACGAUUCAAGACAAACUCGGAUAUAGAUGUUCUUGAGAAGGAGCCAGAGGGACCAAAAAUCGUACCGCGAAUAUCGCUGCGCAGUAAAACACUCGCAUUCCAGCUAGAAGACGAUGCAUUUGAAUGGAAGCUUGGAUGCAUAUAUCGUGCGGGACUCGUGGAACAACGGCACCGUCUCGCUCGAGAGGAAGCGUUUCGAUUGAAGACUCAGAAAAUUCGGGAAGCAGAAAAUAGACGAACUCCAUCACGGUUUCGUGCGCAAUCUGCGCAUCCAGAAUCUCGUUUGGGACGACGGAGUGAUGAUCGGAGACGAAGUGCGAGUAUAGGCCCGCGGGAAUCUCGGCGAUCGUUCGAGGACGAUGCCGAUAAAUAUGGAUGUGCUCGGUACAGGACUGAUGGCGCUGCGAGUAUUUCAUCAUCCUCAAAGGUGUCUGAGAAAGAAGCAUGGGCUCGUUUACAGGAAUACAAUGCUCGAACUUGGAAGUCGAAGAUCGAUGCAGCCAUACAAUUCCAAUCAAAGUCUAUCAGGGAAUUACGGAAUAUCUUUGCCGGUGCCGAUCAACCGCCAGAGGACGUCGAAGAUGAUGAGCCAAUUCUCGCGAUUCCUAAUCGUCCUGCACUUAUGUCGGCUCUGAUCGGGGAUGUGCAUCUAGUUAUUGAUAAGCCAUCUUUUCCGAUCGAGGAAUAUUCACGGUUCCUGCAUAGAAUCGGCAAAGGCAUGCCCGUUGAUAUGAAGUUCUCCCUAUUGAUACCUAUGAGUAUUCAUCUUGACAUGGGCGAAGCCAGGGUCACGCUUCGUGACUACCCUCUAGAUUUGCUCCAUAUUCCUUCAUUACGUUCGGGCCAGUCGUCCCGAGUGCCAAGUUGGUCUCUACAGACUGAUUUUGUCAUUGCAGAAGAAUACCGCACACGUGAAUCGACACGAGACGUGCAAGUUUGUGUCGUUCCUCCGAGUAAACUUGCCGACGGCCAAAUGAGCGAAGGCUUUUAUGUCACUGUACGGCGGACCAUCGCUCCAGUCAAGACAUACUCCGAGCCGACAUUUGACAUCAACACAAGCCUUCCGACAAGUAUUACUUGGUGCAUGUCUUACCAGCCCGUCAUACAGGAUAUGAUGAAGAUCAUUGAAGGAUUUACAAAGCCUGAAAUUGAUCCGUCGGAACGAGUCGGAUUCUGGGACAAGAUCAGGUUGAGCUUCCACUCUCGAAUCAAAGUACGAUGGAAAGGUGACGGGGAUGUUCAUCUACGGUUGAAAGGAUCUCGUGACCCGUAUAUCAUUACCGGAUUUGGAGCCGGGUUUGUGAUGUGCUGGCGAAAAGAUGUUCAGUGGGAUAUUCACCCUACAGACGACCCUAAAGAAUUCAUGACCGUCACCAGUGGUGAAUAUGUACUUGCAGUGCCGGAUUACAGCCAUGAGGCACGUUAUUCGUACGAGCAUGCAUUGGAAAGUAACAAAAAUCAACCAUCCACUGGCCAAGCAAAGAACGCUGCCCAUUUUAAGAAGGUGAUGAUGAAGUUGUCGGGUAGCGUCAAGUGGCUAGCAGGACUGGUGUUUGAGCGUAACGCGGAUACUGGUCGAUCAUUUGAUUUCAAAUCACAUUACGAUGUGGUCUUGAGAAAUCCCCAUUAUAUUGAUGAAGUGCAGAGAAAGGAUUACGACGCGUAUCGUGGCUUCCGAAGCAAUCACAUCCAUCUCUCCGUGGCAGUUAUGGCUCCAAAUAGUGCGGAUCAGACCACACCAAACUAUAACACCGUUCACCUCACCCCUCGGCUCUUUACUCAUUUCUUCAACUGGUGGUCUCUAUUUUCUGGGGUCAUGUCACUUCCUGUCCGACAGGGUCCUCUUUGGCCUGGCAUCACAAAAACAAGUAAGAAGUUCGGUCGUCACUUGGCUACCGUCAAAUAUAAGCUUUUGCUCUCACCUCUUUUUGCCUCGCAUAUCUACAAGCAUAAAGAUGCCGAGGAAUAUGGAGACGACGUGGUCACUGCUACUGGCAUCAAAGUGCGCCUGGCCAAUUUCAAAUUCGACCUCCAUCAGAGACGUGAGCGUGUACAGACCCCGAUCAAAGGCCGUCUCAAGCAAAUGAAAUCUAGUGCCAUGCGUAUCAAUCGGGCGGAACUGGACUUCGAGGCAGCUGACUUUAGGGCUGUUUCCGCUAGUAUUGAAGGGACUGCAUUAGAUGAUAUUCUGGAAGACCAAGGCAACAUCGUCGAGUCAUUUCAACAACCUGUUCCUGCUGUUGAUGUGUCGCGCUUUAAUAUCCCAGACCGAGACUAUACCUGGAUUGAUAUGGAUGAUUUUGUUGAAUUGGACUGGAUACUUCCUCAAGAGUCACAACCCAAGACUAAGAUCUUGCCUCUUGCAUAUACGCCACGUUUUACAUAUUUUCGGCAGACUGAUCACGGAAACGCGCCAGUUUUGGAAAAUGGAAUCAAUCAAUUCGGUGAUGAACCGACGCAUGAAUGUGUGAUGUCUCAGGGGAAUGACCCAUGGCAGGUGCAGAUGGAUCUUAUCAAGGACCGUCUAGCGAAUCUCGAUAUACAAGCGAAAAACCAUGAGCUGCAACUCAGUGAGCAUGAGCUUCAACUUGUCAAAGAAGGAGAAGAUAAUCCCGACUUGAAAGUGAAACAUGAACUGCUCGUUCGUCAAGCAGAGGCUUUGGAUAGGCGACGCAAGUUCCUUAACGCAGGGCUUCAGCGUCUAGAGAGGCUUUGUCUCGGACAAGAAUCUGCCAACGACGCGCGAAGCCAUGAUGAUCGAGGCAGCGAAGAAUCAUCAUCUAGGACUGAUAAUGGAUCCGAAAGCGACAAAGAUGAUCCUGCAAUGGAUACAAGUUAUGAGGUUCCGGACCUGGAUUCAGCCAAUGACUUUAACAAUCGCUUCACAAUUCACAAUCCUCAAGUUAAAUGGAACAAUGCUUUGCGAGAUAUUAUGGUGAGGUAUGGUCAUCAAGUCAGCCAAAGGCGAGGAUUUGUGUACUACAUGUCACAACAAGCAGUCAAAUUCAUUUCGGAUAUUGUAUCCGAGCAGAAUAAGAACAAUCGCCGACGAAGGGGAUUGUUUGACGAGUCACCUACUCGCGAGGAGGAGGGAGAAAAUGAGGAUGAUGAAUACGUUCAGGACCGUAUUGAACAGCUUUUGCAUGACGCUAAAAGAUACGUAAAUGCGGAUGAUCCAUCAUCUACUUCUGCACCGGCUACUGAGCACACUCGUUCUCGCUCGGCUGAUUUCAGUGAUCAUAUAUCGUCAGAGUUUACUCCUCAGCAUAGUUACCAUCUCCGUCUUAUCGCGCCUCAGAUUCAAUUGCAAAGCGACAAGAACCCACGUUCUGUGACACUAGUGACUGCAAAGAGUAUGACACUUGAAGUAUUGUCUAUCAUGGACAAACGUCGAGUUAGCGAUGACGUUAGCGGAUUAGUCCAACGCCGGUUUUCCUUGGACAUGGAUGGUGCUCAAUUUUUCGUCGCGACACAAAAGAACCUCAAAGCUCAUUUGCAAUUCUACGCGGGCAACAAGUAUGGCAAUGCACCCGGUUCAGCCUGGCCGCCUUGGCUCACUUUGGAAGCCAUGUUUGAUUUUGAGCUCCUCCCGUUCGGCUUUUCUAGAAUUAUUCAACGCACUUCGGCGAGUCUUCGAUAUGAGAAAUUCAACAAUCUUCGCCUCAAGUAUAAUGAUGAGGUAUCGCAAAACGAGGGUGACGCUGCGCAGUAUCACGACACUACCAAUGGACGUGUGGAUCAAGUUUGGGUAGACUUUCCCAAUGUCAGGGCUAUCUGCGAUUCUACCGAAUACUAUUCGAUAUAUAUCAUUGUCCUGGAUUUGUUGUUAUACAACGAACCUCUGGAAAAGGUCAGAAGCGAAAAGUUGGAGAAGAUCAUGUUUGCUUCAGAUUUCAGCGAUCUACGGGGCGCGCCGGAGACUGUGUCCAGACUGCAAGAACGUAUUCGCCAACUUGAAGAGAUCAAGGAGCACUUCCAGAUACAAGCCAAUAGCCUUGAUCCUCGGGGUUGGCAGGAUAGAAUCAUCCUUGAAAGGGAUUUGGCCAAUUGCGAGGAAGAGUUGUUCUUCAUCAUGAAGGCAAUCACAACUUCUCAGAGAAGGACGGAUGAACGGGCUCUAUCUCAAUCUAGUGCUUCAAUGCGAUGGUGCAUAUCAGCUUCUGACGUUGUGUGGCACUUGAUGAGAGACAGGAACGAGCCAUUGGUGGAGUUUCAGUUACGCAAUGCCUCAUACGAGCGAACAGACUAUACGGACGGAUCCAACCAUAAUUUGAUUGAGGUCCAACGUUUGUACGCGCUAAAUCUGCUAGAGAACGCUAUCUAUCCGCAAAUGAUUGUUCCGUAUAUGGACCACAAGAGUCGUACUGAGAUGAGCGGCGAUAUGAUGCUUCGUGUGCAGUGGUACAUGUUGGAAGCUGUUGCUGGUAUACCGGUAUUGGACCAGUUUGAGGUGAAUUUGUUUCCACUCAAAGUUCAACUAGAGCGAGAAUUAGGAAAGAAACUGUUCGAGUAUAUCUUCCCGGGCGUUGGAUCCAACGCGUUCGAGAAUGGUGGCUUCUCCCCGUUUAUGGUCAAGCACAUCAAACCCAUGGACGAGGAUGAGGACGAAGAAGCCAAUGAAAGCGGGGCUGGAACUCCUGAUUUUGUUUCCACGCCGCGUAGCCAGGGUAGUACAUCGAAUGGAGAAGACACACAGAAUCUUACAGGAGCCGGUUCUAUUGAGUUGAGGCUGCAACCCACGAUGACACUUCCUGACAAUAGUCGCAAACAAGCUCAUGCAGCACGUCCAAACCGUCUCAAGGUGCCGCCGCUAACUCGAUUCAAUAAGAAAGAUACCCAACGCCUGUCCCCGACGGAUACAUCAGGUCCUACUCUUCGCCCGGCUACUCAUCAUGGUAUUAGUAAAAAGAAGUCCGCGGAGAGCUUGCGAGCUUUGACAAGAACAUCCACUGAGAAGUCGCUCGGAGCGGCAUCGACUGCAUCUGGCAGCACGGGCGAAAGCAAACGAUUCACACUUGGGAAAGGUUCGAAGAAAGAACAAACCGACGAUCUGACUCAAAUGAUGUCGCGUGCGUCUAAUUAUAUGAUCCUCGCGCAUGUCAAGAUCAACGAUGUUGUGCUUUGCUUGAGUUACAAAGGCAGAGGAGAUCGCAACAUUGAAGACGUACACGAUUUUGUGUUCCGUUUACCCGUUCUCGAAUACCGCAACAAGACAUGGUCGAAUCUUGAACUUGCGUUGCGCCUGAAGAAAGAUGUCAUCAAAGCAUUGAUCUCGCACGCGCCGGCAAUCCUAGGCAACAAAUUCUCCCAUCCCCGUCCCAACAAACAACAACAGCAACGAUUAAGGGAGCUAGCAUCUUCUUCUCAAAUGCUGCCUGCAUCCGACACCGCUCUUAACAGCAGCAGCGUCAACCUGGCAUCCACGGCACAGAGUGUGAGUAGUCGAGACUCGGCCAGCAGCAAUCGAAACCAUCUCGUCUCUACUUCUGCCUCUUCCUCCUCUGGCCACAUUCAAGGCGGGCCCUCGUCAUUGUCACAAUCAAACAGCUCGGGGACCUAUCCCCUCAAAAAAUCCGUUUCGUACUCGUCGUCGAGCAACCUCAGUUUUUCCCGCGAGCCUAGUAUUAUGAUUAAUGAUUCUCCUGUGACGAGAGACGAUAGUUCGAUUAUUUCAUCCAAGCGAGACUUGCAAGAAGGGCGCCCGCGGACUGCGCAUAGCAUUGGCGGGUUCUCGCAGGAUGAUAGUUCUAGGAGGAGUAUUCGAAGUCUCGGUCGCAAGCUCCUUCAUCGUCACGCCACGAAUGAUUGAUCUCGUCAAAAUCCAUAAAUAAUACAUAUACACGACAUAGACACAACCGAAUACUCAAUCGAAAACGAUUGACUCACCUCGUCAAAUAUUUAUGCCUAUGCAUACUUUCCCCUUAUAUCAAAUCCAUGUACUCCCCGGCGUUCCAUUUCUUCCCGCCUUCAACCUAUAUACUUCAAGUGUAUUUUGUUUGCAUGUACAUGACCUUGUUUUCUUUAUAUGGCAUGUGUAACGGCCUAAGGCGCAUGGUAUAUGCCCCUUAUUUUUUAUUCUUUAUGUUCUUCAUUUUGGGAUACCUUUUCUCAUUGGCACAGCUUGUGUUAGUUGUUUAUUUGCUGGAGUGGACGCCUCUCUGCUUGCGCUGUAUUGAUUAGCUCAGCUAAGGGGUUAGGAAUUUGGUAGACGGGACAUAUAGACAGGUUUUUUUCUUUUUCUAUAAAAUUCUGAUAAUGUAGUUACAUUUAUCUAAUCGAUUCCUAUAGAGUUGGUUUAACUCUGGUAAAUAAAACUUCAAAACGCUUGAAUGACUUAGAUCGAAUACCUAAAUAGAUAAAACAAAAGUUUUGAGACAAAUAGCAAUUUCCGUGGUAUCCAUCCGUCCGUCCGCUCGUUGCAUAAAAUCGACUCCCUUCCAAGAUCGAGGUCUUGUCAAAAGAUGAAACCAAUACAAUAAAAAGAAUGGAAAAAAACUGAAAAUAUAACUCCGCGCAUACGGGCCCCAUGGCUAGUAGCCAUACCUAGGUAUCUCCAAAUAUGUAUAUAUGAAAGUGGUGAAAAGCGUUCUUGUAAAGGAUAUCGAUGUAUAAUGUGUAAGUAUAAGAGGGAUACACAGGAUGAAGUGUAGAUGGACGCGAGGAUAAGGAUAAUGCUGAUUAUCCCUGCUAUUGCUAUUGCUUUUCGAGGUCUCGACUGGGAUCGGGGGUAUUAUCGGACUUAUUAUCAUUAUUGGUGGCUAUUUCAUGAUCGUGACGAGAUGCGCUUCUUUCAAGCCCACCGGCGCCUAUAGUACCUUCUUCGGCAGUCACGGUGCCUACGAAAUUCUCAUCGUCGCCGGCAGGGGCUCUGGUGGUGUGGUCUGCGGGAAUGUUCUCAUUGUCCUGGGCGGACCCCGGUUCCUCUGCUAUGGAUGAUUCUCUCUCUGGUGAAAGCUGUUUUUCGCGAGCGGUAAAUGGUAAAAUGCGUGCUUGGAAUGAGUUCAUGCGUGUGCGUGGAUUGGCUGUGAUGUCGUCUGUAAAGGGCUCUCCGCCGUCGUGUUGCUGUACAAGGUGCCAUGUUUCCUUUUCGUGACGCAGUUCGGCUUGGACCCAGGGGAAAGUGAUGAGGGUCCAGAGACCGGCCC
Messenger RNA from Talaromyces stipitatus ATCC 10500, 10102 nucleotides. RefSeq lists its product as uncharacterized. The record is from RefSeq and is a predicted model, not a curated record. The transcript has 3 exons. The coding region runs from base 1 to 8766 and encodes 2921 amino acids. Lineage: Eukaryota; Fungi; Ascomycota; Eurotiomycetes; Eurotiales; Trichocomaceae.